Schizophyllum commune H4-8 is the source of this 1055-nucleotide messenger RNA. RefSeq lists its product as uncharacterized. The transcript is spliced from 3 exons. The record is from RefSeq and is a predicted model, not a curated record. NCBI's taxonomy places the organism in Eukaryota, Fungi, Basidiomycota, Agaricomycetes, Agaricales, Schizophyllaceae. Bases 212 to 811 code for a protein of 199 amino acids.
CACCACUCCGAAGUCCGGGUUCAUAUUGGGGGAACACGACGCAGGUCCUCGAGAAAAUGCGGCUUCGUUGCGGCGUCCCUAGGACACCAAGCGAUUUAUGUAACCCCCUUUCUUCACAGGUUUAUCUGCUGCGAUGGGCACGCAGCACCCUGUUACAGACCCAGCCUUCUUCGCCAAUCUCCCUCUAUGGUACUGAUUCUACUUGACAGCGAUGCCUCUACCUUCCUUCUUCGUCCCGCUUCUCGUCCCCCCUCGGUUUCUUCCCUCGCCUUCGCAUUCAUCCUCGCCGAAUCUUCGCACUCUUUUUACCCAUUGCGCCGCGCCAAGAUACCCAGGUCCCCGGCUACGCGAGAUCGCUUUAAUCAAGCCUCAAUCAAGAGAAGCGCCGCAGGGCACCGACGUGCAGCGCGAAGGGACCCUCCUUCGCACGCCUGCCUUCCUGGGACAAGAGGCGGGCGCGCUCCCGCGCGGCGAGCAUGGUAAUUCACCCAGUACUGUGUCCGCGUAUAUCGUGCAGCGCUGGGUGCCGCACGACCGCGCUCGGCUAGCUCUUCGACUUUGUCCUAUAGGAGACCCUGAGUCAACGACCAGGUCUCUCUCGACGUGGUCGCCUCGCUUCGGGGCUGAUCAGCGUCGGACCCUAUGCGCGCGGCCGCCACCAAUUUACGGGCUAUCAGUCCCGCAAUCUACUUGUUCUUCCGUUGGAGCUUUGUACUUCUUCACCGGCUCGAUGGAGUCAAGAUCCAAGCAAGCUCCCCCUCCCUGCUUUUCUUUCAUUCACCGGAUUCGGAUAGCACGUUCCUCCCUGUGAGUCUGCUGCGCCCGCUGUCCACUCGCCAUGAACUAACCACGACCAUGAACACGCUCACAGCCAGGUACCCAGGCGCGCUGAUCGCCUGCUGGACUUGCUAUUGUGCGCGCGACAACACCUACCGCCGAGUACAUAAUCCGUAUGUAAAGCCUUCCUUCUCCCUCGACACGCUUUCGUGCCCCCAAUCACUAUCACCACAGCCAGAUGAACACGGCGCACUCUACCUGACGCUGAGCCGGAUAUC